GACGGGAGACGUGCCGUGCCGGAUACCCGUGGAUCUGCGGAAAGAAAAGAAACCCCACUGCUCCCGUGCGAGGCUGCUUUAAUUAACAGCCCCCAGAACAUGUCUCCCAGACUUUUGCUGUGCGUGGUUCUGGCUGUGCACCACGGGACGCGACCGUGCGCUGGAUUUAACAUCGAUGAGCGCUUCCCCGUGGUCAAAGAGGGACCGACCAAAGGGAGCUUCUUCGGAUUCUCAGUCGCUCUGCAUCAACAGACGGACAGAAAGUACCUGCUUCUUGCAGGAGCACCCAAAGAGAAAGCUGUUUUAAAAAAUGUCAACGAGACAGGUGCCGUCUACUCCUGUCCCAUCACGACAGACGCCACCGACUGCUCCAGGAUGGACCUGGUCAGCACAACAAAUCCAUCCGAGAUGGUGGAGGGCAUGUGGCUGGGUGUGACAGUGGCCAGUCAGAGAGGCCAGCCAGUGGGACGUGUGCUGGCAUGCGGGCAUCGCUACGUGAAGAUCACAGAAGAGCAGCGGCGGAUGAUAGGAAAGUGCUACGUCAGGAGCAACGACCUGACCUUUGACCCCAACGACGACUGGCAGACUUACAGCUAUGAGGUCUGCAACCCCAACUACGACAUGGAGCUCGAGGGCAUGUGCAACAUGGGCAUCUCGGGCGGCAUGACAGACACUGACGUCUACAUUGGCGCUACAGGCAGCUACUUGUGGCAAGGAAAUGUGCAUGUAACGUGGAGAGAUCCAGAUCCAGCGAAUGCCUGGGACUCUAUAGGCAGAGACUUUGGACAGCUGAAAAGACGAUACAGUUAUAUGGGUUACUCGGUUCUUGAAGAGAGGAAGAUGCUCAGCCGUGACGAGUACACAGUGGUGACAGGGUCUCCGAGGGACGAGUCCAAGGGCUCUGUAAUGUUGGGAAGAAAGACCGACAAAAAAAUCGAGCCGGCACUCAUCAUCCCCGGGGAACAAGUGGGGUCCUACUUUGGGAACAGCCUGGCUGUCACAGACCUCAACAAUGACGACUGGAACGACUUGAUCGUGGGCGCCCCAUUUUACUUUGAUCGUAUGAAGGACGAGGGAGGGGCGGUGUACAUCUUUAUGAAUGAGAACGGAUCGUUCCAGGAGACCGCCAGCGUCGUGCUCAAGGGCCCCUCGGCCUCUGCUUUCGGCUUCGCGGUGGCUCCCAUCGGCGAUGUCAACCAAGACGGAUUCCAAGACUUUGCAGUGGGAGCUCCAUUCCACAACACAGGAAAGGUUUACAUAUGGAUGGGAAGUAAAAAUGGAAUCUCACAGACGCCCAGUCAGGUAAUUGAGGGUAAGUCGGUGGGAAAUGGAAAGUUCCACACGUUCGGCUACUCCAUCAACGGAGGGGUGGACAUGGAUGAAAACGGUUAUCCCGACAUCUUGAUUGGCUCUCUGGAUGACCGCAUGGCUCUGCUUAGGGCUCGACCAGUCCUUCACUUAACGAGGAACUUCACUGCCAAGCCCAGGAUUGUGGACCCUAAUCAGUGUCUUGGGAAUACGCCGUGCAUCACAGUGACUCUGUGUAUGUCUUUCACUCUGAGCAAUGGAAACAAAAACUUGAAAAAUAUCACGGUGAAGUACACGGUGGAGGCCGACAUGGAGAGGAGAAGAAGCCCUCGUGUUCGUUUCCUAAAAGAUAACGACGACACAUACACCGGCUCCCUGAACCUGCUGUCCUCCAAAUCCACGUGUCAUAAACUGAAACUGAUCCUCGUGGCGCCUGUGAGAGACAAACUGGAGCCGGUGGUCUUCUCCCUCAACAUGUCCUUACACAAACAGAACUUGAAACCCAGACGGUCCCUGCAGAACCUCGACUCCUUCCCGAUUCUGAGUCAAGAGCAGCAACUCACUCAGAGAGCGGAGGUCAACUUUCAGAAGGAGUGUGGCUCAGACAACAAAUGUAGCAGCAACCUGCUGCUGAAAGCCCACUUUGUUGACAACGAGGAUAAGCCUUACCCCAGUCAUGGGAAAUUCCAGAUACUUCAGUUCAACAGCAGAAUAAAGAUAAUACGGCUGAUGGUGAACGUCACCAACUUUCCUGCUCCGGGAAAACCUGGAGAAGACGCCCACCAGGCCAUGCUCAACGUCACGAUCCCCGACGCACUGAGAUACUCUGGCGUCAGGUCAGCGGACCAUGAUGUACAAUGCCGCCUGGAUGGCACCGUGAUCUGUGAGCUGGGGAAUCCUCUGAGAGGCAAUGAAAAAGUGUUGCUCACCCUCAUGUUUGAGACCGCAGGGAUCAAUUUGUACACACAAGAGAUCGAGUCCCACCUGCUUCUGUCCACUCUCAGUGAGCAGAGUGACAUGAAGCCUGUGCCUGUGGCCCUGCUGAUUAAAAACACCAUCCUCCCCUCCUUCUCCAUAGCCAACGCGCUGGUAAAAACAGAAUUCAGUGGGACGGUGACAGGCGAGUCCUCCUUGGUAAACACCAGUGACGUGGGCAGUCUGGUGGAGUUCACCUUCAACGUGAACAUGAGGGGACAGCCCCUGGGAGACAUGGGGACCCUGGCUGUGGAGUUUGAGUGGCCCUUCGAGGUAGUCAACGGCAAGUGGCUGCUGUACCUGACGAAGAUUUCUGUGACGGGGGAAUCAGAGGUGGAUUGUAACCCUCCCGGAGAAGUUGUCAACCUACUUAACCUCAGUUUGUCAGAGAGCGGACGAAAGCGCACCAAGAGACAGAUCGUGGUGGACGAUAUCGAUCCAACAAAGCCACGGAUUGUUGAGCCACAGGCAGCCAUCAAAUUGCUCAGCCUUCGCAAAGAGUCAUACCUGUUGGAAUGCUCAAAAGGUACGGCGCGAUGCGUGACCUUUAACUGCCCGCUGCUCAACGUCACAGAUUCAGCCAAGAUUCAUGUCCAGUCCCGUUUGUGGAACAGUACGAUGCUAGAGGACUAUUCCAACGCUCUGAGAAUCAGGGUCAGAGGUCAAGCCACUCUGAAGCUCAUUACAGAUAAACCAACCAUCAGGAUGGACAGUCAGACCACCGUGUUCACUGUAGAAAUAGAACCACUGGAAAGUGAUGAGGCGCCCUACGAGCUCCCGCUGUGGAUCAUCAUCUCUGCAGCUGUAGCGGGAAUUCUCCUCCUGGGAAUAAUCAUUCUUAUACUAUGGAAGUGUGGCUUCUUCCAGAGGGCCAGCAGGAGGGAGAUGUAUGAGGCCAAAGCCCAGAAGGCUGAGAUGAAGAUCCAGCCCUCUGAGACAGAGAAGCUUACUGAGGACUACUGAGGCCCCCAUGGGUCCCCAAACAGAAAACACCAGUGGGGCUUUUGGCUUGGAUUCUUCAAGCGAGCCAUCUACUACCGGAUAAUGACAAAGCACCAGGGGGUGAAGAUUCUCAAGGCUGAGCGGUAUCAGUUCAAUCUUGGAUUUCAGCUCGAGGAGCCGCAGAAAAAGUAUUGGAUCACCAACUGGACAGAAAUGCAGCGUUACUACGACUGAGGCCUUAACCACUCACCGUCACACCGGUGUGACGCGGGUCAAACGAAGAACAUUCGGCUCGGUCGAGCCACGCGCGUGUGGACAAAUUGCGGACAGUGCAGUCCAUUUUUAAAAAGAAAGUUCAUUCUAAUUUCAUUUCAUUCUUUUUCGGUGCAAUAUCCUGAACUGUUUGUCUCAGCGACGGUAAUUUGGCAAGUAUUUUAAGAUGAAUGCAGUUUGGGAAUCGGGGUUGCAUUCCAGAAAAAUGUUUUUUUGAUUAUUGUAUUUACAUUUCCGUUUUAUUCUUUCUAAAAAAAUCCUCCAAGCUACGUUGCAGGUCAAUCAUCAUUUUUUUGUUUUCCUCAGAGGACUGAGCUUCUCUGUGAUUGUGUAUGUUUUUCAGUCCCCGGGUAUCGCAUUAAUAAUUUUCAGACUGCACUUAGAAUAUGCUGACCAGCAUAUUCCUCUGUUCAUGUGAAUGUGUCCAUGUCGGUGUUCGGCAAGCAUCACAUAGAAUAACAACUCAAAUACAGGUAUGGUUGUGGCACUGAUCUCCAAAAAAAGUUCAAAAAGGCGCUUUUGCGUUUUUUAAGGAAUAUAAGAAAUAUUUCCCUAGUUUCAGGGAAUAAAUAUAGAGAACUAUGGAGAAAAUAAAUGGUCAUAAUUGAUGAAUAAUAUGUAACCCAGCUGGACAUGAAUAGAGUCAUCCACACACCCCGGCAACAAGUUGAAACGCAGUAACUUGUCUGUAGAAUUAUCAAACGUGUUGAUGAGAUGAUGGGAGAACAAUUAGAUUAUUAUUUAUUACAUUGUCUUGUGUUAUUACAGUAAAGAAUGUAUCUUUAAAUAAUACCACAAUAGGGAGUCAUGACACUGGAGUAAAUAAUACAUGAUGUUGUAUAUGUCUGGAUACUGUAAGCUCUAGCAGAGAUGAUGAUGUUAUAAAUUGUACAUAGAGACAGGUUAACAAUAAAUGGACUUGUUUGAA
Messenger RNA from Pseudoliparis swirei, 4426 nucleotides. It is a transcript of the gene itga3b, whose product is annotated as integrin, alpha 3b. Bases 100 to 3246 code for a protein of 1048 amino acids. NCBI's taxonomy places the organism in Eukaryota, Metazoa, Chordata, Actinopteri, Perciformes, Liparidae. The transcript is spliced from 26 exons. Gene Ontology annotation, molecular function: integrin binding. Gene Ontology annotation, cellular component: integrin complex; external side of plasma membrane. The record is from RefSeq and is a predicted model, not a curated record. Gene Ontology annotation, biological process: cell-cell adhesion; cell-matrix adhesion; cell adhesion mediated by integrin.